AUGGCUACCAAGAAUGCCAUCCUCCAAAUUUUCUCCUUACUUUACAUUUUUCUACCUAUUUCAAAGCCAAAGUUCUACUACCCUGCCGUUUUCAACUUCGGUGAUUCAAACUCUGACACUGGUGAGCUUGCUGCUGGCCUUGGUUUCCAGCCUUAUGGACAGACUUACUUCAAAACUCCAUCUGGGAGGUUUUUCUGA
Molecule: messenger RNA, 198 nt
Organism: Prunus armeniaca (apricot)
Lineage: Eukaryota; Viridiplantae; Streptophyta; Magnoliopsida; Rosales; Rosaceae
Source: the annotation of a GenBank genome assembly